UUUUAAGCAGAAGCAGUUCAAGGGUUUCUUCGACAAGGAAACGUUUGGCACAUACUAAUACUUGUAUUCAAUUUCGUACUAAAACAUCGAAAUCCUCUAUUGGCCUAUUCUUCGAACUGCUUCAGAGUUUAGUUCUAAGCCGGCAUCGAAGAAGAUCACAUCCCAUUCGAACGCGCUAAUGUUAUCAUUUGUCAAAGACUAUCCAAUGACCCUAAAAACAGCAUGUCACCGUAUUUCAUCACUAUUUUGAUCGUGUUUCUCGCGAUCGGUACUCUGCAAGCGGGCGUCGUUCGUCGAGUGGCGUCACCCUCGUCGACAUCACCGUCGCCGGCGUCGUCUUCAUCCAACGAGCUGCGGACGGAUGCAGAACAGAAGGCUAAAGUACUGGUAGAACGAUGUGAAAAGCACUACCAGGAGGCAAAAGCCAAGCAAGCUCAUGCAGCCUGGGCCUACGCGUCCAACAUAACCGAGCCGAACCUGAUGCAAAAAGUCAAAGCAGCAACCGAAUUUGCUGCCGUCGCAAAGUUUGUUGCUCAAGAUCUGCGUCAUCAUGACUAUCGGACGUUCCGAGAUGAAGAUUUGAAGCGUCGUUUCAAGGAAUUGACGAAGUUGGACUAUGCCGCUUUGCCGGAGAAUCAGUUCAAGGAACUGUUUGCCGCCGUCUCCAGUAUGGAAUCGAACUACGCGAAAGUGAAGAUUUGCUCGUACAAGGAUAAAACCAACUGUCAUCUGACGUUGGAUCCUGAGCUGACGGAAAUUUUCGCCACCAGUCAAGAUCCGGAGGAGUUGGAAUACUACUGGGUAAAGUGGCACGAUAAAGCCGGAAAGCCUUCGAAAGCGUCAUUCCAGAAGUAUGUUGAACUGAAUAAGGAGUCAGCUAAACUAAAUGGUUUUAACAACGGAGCUGAUGUGUGGCUAGCAGAGUACGACGAUCCGACCUUCGAACAGCAGGUGCAGGAUGUGAUCACCAAGAUUCGACCGCUAUAUGAGCAAAUUCAUGCGUACGUUCGUUUUAAACUGCGAGAAAAAUAUGGAUCCAAUGUGGUUUCCGCCAAAGGACCGAUUCCAAUACAUCUACUCGGAAAUAUGUGGGGACAAACAUGGGAUAAUAUUGUCAACUUUACGACUCCCUUCCCGGAGAAGAAACUCUUGGACGUGACCGAAGAAAUGGUGAAACAAGGCUACACUCCGAUAAAAAUGUUUCAGAUGGGAGAUGAUUUCUUCCAAUCUCUGAAUAUGACAAAACUACCGCAAACAUUCUGGGACAAAAGCAUCCUUGAGAAACCAACGGACGGACGGGAUCUGGUAUGCCAUGCCAGCGCUUGGGACUUUUUCGCAACGGAUGACGUUCGCAUUAAGCAGUGCACUCGGGUUAACAUGCGUGAAUUCUUCGUCGUUCAUCACGAGCUUGGUCAUAUCCAGUACUAUCUUCAAUAUCAACAUCAACCGAUCGAAUACCGUAGCGGAGCAAAUCCGGGUUUCCACGAAGCCGUAGGUGAUGUUCUUUCGCUGUCGGUGUCAACACCAAAACAUCUGAAACGGGUCGGAUUGCUGAAUGACUACGAGGAAGACGAACAAGUGAAGAUCAAUCAAUUCUACCAAUCGGGUGUCACUAAGUUGGUUUUCCUUCCGUUUGCUUACACCAUGGAUAAAUACCGAUGGAGCAUCUUCCGGGGUGAGAUCAAACCGGGAGAGUACAAUUGUCGCUUUUGGCAGUUGCGUAACCAAUUCUCCGGGGUUGAGCCUCCGGUCGUACGCACAGAGCAGGACUUUGAUCCCCCAGCCAAGUACCACGUUUCGGCUGACGUCGAAUAUCUCCGCUAUUUCGUUUCCUACGUAAUCCAAUUCCAGUUCCACAAAGCCGCUUGCAAACUAGCCGGGGAGUACGUUCCUGGUGAUCCAGAGAAAACACUGAACAAUUGCGACAUCUAUCAAAGCACGGAGGCGGGAAAUAAAUUGAAGGAAAUGCUUUCCCUUGGGGGUUCAAAACCAUGGCCGGACGCGAUGGAGAUACUGACGGGAGAACGUAAAAUGAACGCCGACGCCAUCUUGGAGUACUUCAAGCCGCUGUAUGAUUGGCUGAGCCAGGAAAACAAGCGACUUGGAGCACACGUUGGUUGGACUGAAUCCGACAAAUGCAUUACUAGCAAGUUCGAUUUUAUGCAUGGUAGAAAAUGAUUCCAGCUGGACUUUCAUCAACGAACACAGUUAUUUUAGAAUUGACUUUUUAUUAAUUGCGUGUUAUUUUUUUACAAAUAAAUGUUAAAAAACUCAAUUGGGAUUAGA
This is a messenger RNA of Malaya genurostris, 2286 nucleotides long. Its product is annotated as angiotensin-converting enzyme-like. Gene Ontology annotation, molecular function: peptidyl-dipeptidase activity; metallopeptidase activity. The transcript has 10 exons. The coding region runs from base 223 to 2178 and encodes 651 amino acids. Gene Ontology annotation, biological process: proteolysis. Gene Ontology annotation, cellular component: plasma membrane. The record is from RefSeq and is a predicted model, not a curated record. NCBI's taxonomy places the organism in Eukaryota, Metazoa, Arthropoda, Insecta, Diptera, Culicidae.